AGCGAGUGAAAAUGAAAGUAUGUGAUCACGAAUCAGGUUGUUGUUCGACAUCAUGAGCAUGUUGUUCUUCUCGUUCGAUUGAAUUUGAAUUUCCUCUAAUUACAACAAUCAACCUAGGGUUUUGUUCGUGUUUCAUGAAUAAGAUCAAAUCUUUGUUUCCCUCCUCCAUAGCCAACACUAUGGAGGGCCAGAACAUAACGGAUGAGGAGCUGGACAAGCAUAUCACGACCCUGCUUGAGGUCCGCAAUACCAAGAGCAAGUACCAGGCGCGGCAGAACAUUGCGAGCGUGAUUCUGACGGAAUCCGAGAUCAAGAAGCUGCUGUAUGGCGUUCUCAAACGUUACAUCCUCAACUGUUACAUGGAUUUUUAUCGAUGCAAGAACGGCAAAACUAAAAGCCAAAGGGGCGGCCUUGCGCGUAUUGCAUGACAGAUUCGGCGCAGAUUCUAAGCCUGUUUGGCUCUUCGAGAAUUUGUCAUGCGAAGCAGCGUGAUCGUGUCAAUUCUGAUUGUAAUUUUGCAUGCGACCCGGUGGCCUGACCAUCUGCGGAAAGGUGCCCUAUGGGUUGCGUUUGUGGUUUCGGUCGGUUUGGCAUGACAAAUUCAUGUAACAGUUGAGAUUGUAACGCUUGAGAAUCCCAUAUGCUGAACGCCACGCGGUUGGUGCUCCUCGCCCAGCCCGUUUUCCUGGAGUUGGAGGCGCCACUGAACAUUCUGGGCGACAUAUGGGAGUGUCAGGAUUGAAAUCGACAAAGUUGAAAGAACUUGCAAUGCAGGAAGCCCAAUUUUCAAGUGGUGCAUGACAAAUUUCCGCACCCUCUAAAUCCAGCUUGUCAUGCUGUUUAGGGACAGAAGGCGACUUUUGUCAUGCUACUUCAGCAGCUCUAUCGUAUCGCAGACGCAGACCCCAAACAGGCUGACAGUCGGCCUCACUUGCCAUCCCUGCAAGAGAGGCGCUUCAUGCCUUGCAAUUUAUGCAUGAGAAAUUAUUUCAACUUUGUCGAUUUCAAUCCUGACGCUCCCAUACGACAUUCACGGGCAGUACUUCGACCUGCUCCGCUUCUUCGACACCGGAGGAUAUCUACCUUCUGCAAAAGUAUCAUAUUCGUAUUGUAGUCAUGCAUUACAAAUCUUUUUCGCCCAGUGCAGUUAGAUGAUGAUAAGGUAAAUCAGCAUUACAAAUUUUAUUUCUCAUGCUGAGGAAAUUUGUAAUGCACGCUGUAUACGAGUGCGAUACUUUUGCAGUGCAUAAUAUCCACCGGAGUGCAACUACCUCUGCCUCGGAGACUACGUCGACCGUGGGAGGCAGUCGAUUGAAGUGAUGCUGCUCCUGAUGUGCUACAAGUUGAAGUACAGCGAGAAUUUCUUUACGCUCCGUGGAAACCACGAGUGCGCGGGGAUUACCAGGAUCUACGGGUUCUACGACGACUGCAAGCGAUACGCUGGGGGAAUUUUUUACCGGACAAGUACUUACAAGCAUCUACACAUCAUGAUGAUGAACAUGUUACUCACUGCAUCAUGAACGUGAUAAGAUACUCUUUUGAUAUCAUCGUCUAUACUUUAUUCCCAGUUGUUUGCAAUUUACUCGCCAGAAUGAUUUGAUACGAUGGUUGGUUGUGUGUACGGUAAAAGAAUUCGUUCCCCUCGUCCAUAAGCGGCGCUACAACGUGAAGCUGUGGAAACAUUUUUGCGACAUGUUCAACUGUUUACCGAUGGCGGCGGUGAUAGACGAGAAGAUUCUCUGCAUUCACGGAGGACUUUUAUCCAAGAAAAAAACCGUGUUAGUGUAACUUUCUUUGGCUGACGGCAUCACAAAUUUGCUCUACAUGACAGAGAAACCUUGUCAUGCGUUGCUUGUAAGGGAAAAUACACAUGAAGAGAGGAGAUCAUGGCUGUCUGGCAUGACAGGUGUAACUCUGUUGCCUGUUCUGCAUUACAGAGUUACACUUACACAGUUUUUUUCUUGCAUAACUUUCUCCCCACAUCCACUCUUUGGACGACUUGAAGAACUUUGUCCGACCCACGGACGUCCCGGACCAGGGCGUGCUGUGCGACCUGCUGUGGGCGGAUCCGGACACGACUAUUUCCGGCUUCGCCGAAAACGACCGAGGGGUUAGUUACAUUUUUGGACCGGACGUGGUGCAGGCCUUUGUCCGGAAGCACGAAUUGGAUUUGAUUUGCCGUGCACACCAAGUGGUUGAGGAUGGUUACGAGUUUUUUGCGAAACGGCAACUGAUAUCAAAUGUAAAAAUGUCUGGGUCUGGAAGAAUGCAAGUUUGUUAUGCUUGUCUGGCAUGACUCAUAAAUCUGUGAUGCAGGAGCACGAAAAGGGCCUCUUGUCUGUUAUGCAGAAACGCAAUUUGCCAUGCGGAAAAUGAAACACAAGAGCAGCUCAAAAACUUGUCAUGCUUGGCUUCGUAUUGCAGUGCGCCCAGGAGUCACAUUUUAGCAUCACAAAUUUCCAGACCCAGACAUUUUUACAUUUGAUAACUGAUCACGCUGUUUUCCGCACCGAAUUACUGCGACGAAUUCGACUAUGGAAGCGUCAGGUUUGAAAUCGUCAAAGUUGAAAUAGUUUGUCAUGCAUAAAGUGCAGCCCUCAGAGUGCCUGUCUUUCAGAGUAGGCAAGUGAGGCAGAUUGUAAGCCUGUUGAGGGGUAGAAACUGAGCUGCUAAAGUAGCAUGACAGCAGGCGUCUUCCUUACCCAAACAGCAUGACAAACUGGAUGUCGGCUCUACCCAAAUUUGUCAUGCGCCGCUCGGAAACUGGGCCGCAACUUUCAUCCAUUUUUAUGCAUGGCAAAUCUUUCAACUUUGACGAUUUCAAUCCUGACAGAUCCAUAUCGACAACGCGGCAGCCAUGAUGAAGGUUGACGAGACGCUGAUGUGUUCCUUCAAAGUGCUCAAGCCGAUGCCCAAGCACGCAAUCAAGGCCGCCGAAAAAGCGGAUGCAAAAAACAGCGUUUGCCGUCCGGCGAACUAGUAUUGAUAAAUUCAUUUAUAAGAGGGGUUUCAUUCUAUUUACAAAGACGACGUACUAGGGGUUGGUGCUGUUGAGCAGCAAAAAAAAAUAUACAAUAAAGUAGCGGGUUUGAGUGAUUUGUAAAAUUCUUGAAAACGAUUACGACACACGAUAACGAGCAGGUUACCAAAUAAAUUCUUGCGAUGAAUUGCGAUGAAGUUCACGGCGCCGAUGGUUAGAAACUUGAUACCCUUACAACGCACGAACUCUGUAUAUGGAGAAAGCGCAUUAUGACAGACGCAGACGAAAUCAAAAACAAAAUGUACAAAAAAGUGGUUUCGAACUUCUUGAGACUUGAUGCCAGGCUUAUUUUGCUUCAGGUUCAAAGUGUCAAUAUGAAUAUCCAUUCCCUCCGAAAGUAUUCCAGACGUACUCUAUUGAAAAUAAUUACAGAGCCAUUUAACUUUUGGGUUUUGGUUUCCCCCCUCAAAGACAAUCACAAGUGCGAGUGCUGAAAUUAAUAACACUGAACGCACAACCAGCGGCGACAAACUGCUAGUGGCUCAAUAGAAAAAAAUUAGAAAACUAGUAAGAGAGAGGCGCAGGAGCCAGAACCAUGAAUACUUGUAUUAGUAGGUCCUCGUCUUGGUCCCUUGCAAAAUUAUUGCCUCAAGGUAAUAAAGCUGAUAUCAACAGAACACGCGUAAAGAGCGACGACGCGGCGACGGUAUCCAUGACUAUGAAAAACUAUGAUACGCGAAAAAAGCGCGAGGCAGU
Messenger RNA from Amoebophrya sp. A120, 3736 nucleotides. The record is from the annotation of a GenBank genome assembly. NCBI's taxonomy places the organism in Eukaryota, Dinophyceae, Syndiniales, Amoebophryaceae.